This is a messenger RNA of Aureobasidium pullulans EXF-150, 1284 nucleotides long. RefSeq lists its product as uncharacterized. Lineage: Eukaryota; Fungi; Ascomycota; Dothideomycetes; Dothideales; Saccotheciaceae. Bases 1 to 1284 code for a protein of 427 amino acids. The transcript has a single exon. Gene Ontology annotation, molecular function: protein binding. The record is from RefSeq and is a predicted model, not a curated record.
AUGCCAAAAAUCUUGCGUGCCAACGCAAUGAUCGAGUGCAUGAAGGCCAUGGAGAAACAGCGCAACGUUGGAUGCCAACAAGGACGCUCGUGCAUGAACCAGAAUGAGGUUCAUCAUCUCCUGUGGCAUCAGCCUGAUGAUGUGGAUGAUGUAAUCGCUCUGGUUCCAAGCCCCCUUCUUGAGAAAAUCGGCGGUAUCACCGAACUCACGUCGAUGGUGUGCUCACACCUGAACGACAGAGAAUUAUACAGCGUCGCGCAGGUCUGCCAUUCAUGGUACAAGCAAGCGGUGCGAUACCUGUGGCACACCCCCACGUGCGACGGAGGAUUGCUCGCCUCUUCCCUUGUCGACUCCCGCAUCAACGUCCAUGCUGCUUUGGUGCGCCACCUGAGAUUCACCACAUCCAUGUACAGAGACGAUGCCUGGGGGUGGAGAUACCCGACCUCAAACAGAAAAGUACCACCUCUGCCCGGUCUGACUCAUCUCACUUGUGAGCCAUCUUCUCUGAGCAGAAGAAACGCUAAUAUCCUGGUCUCUAUCUUCGUGCCCACCCUCAAGCGUCUAGACAUUGGCGAUGGUGUUGCAUAUGAAAACAACAAUCCCGACGAGGCUCAGUCACCUGGUGUCUCCUGGUUCCGCAUUAUGAGCAGCAAUUGCAAGCGUUUGACCUCAAUCACCAUCGGAGCAAAUUCGCGCAUCAGAUCAGGGGAGUUCGAACGCUUCUUGGAGAGUGCAACUCACCUCAAGUCCGUCAAGCUCGGUGCCGGCCACGAGCACCUUCUCAUCGACCGACUUGUGCCUAUCCUCAAGAGCACUGAGGUUCACAUCAGCGAUUGGGAUGCUCGUAAGAACAGCAACAUCUAUGAACAAUUACCCAGGAUGCGCGCUCUCGAGUGUGGCAAAAUCACCCUCGCGAAUUGUUGUCUCACUGGGAGAGAUCUCCUUCAUCUCAAGGUCCUGAGUCACCUCAAGCGCUUCGAGGUCGCAUCUGGCUCCGGAUCCUACGGUCUCAGCUGCACUGCCGCAGUGGAAGAGGUCGCCGAAUUUGUAGAGGCAAUGCCCCAUCUCGAUGUCUUCGACAUCCACGUCCCUUGUGAUUUCGUGGAUGAGGUGGCUGAGCUUCAUGGGGAAGACUGGGUUGACGAUCAGUCUUUCACCUUUUUCCCGACCAACGCAUGCCGUCAGCAAUAUCUCGACUAUCUGCACAGUUUGAUACAAGAUAAGCUUGACAUCGCUCUCGCUACGUUCGAGCAUCUUCCAUUCUGCCUUCAUCUCGACGUCUGA